AUGUCGGAGAGUGAAAAAACAAAGAAGCCAUGGACAUAUAACGACCAAAACGAUGAAUCGAAAAAUGAACAGAAAUACUUCCACAGUUAUCAAUACGUCAAUAAUAACACGAAUAAUAAUGGUGUUAGCUUCCGCCGUCCUCCUUACAACAACAGCAUAGAAGAUGCAGCACCUGCAAGUAGUAAUUUAAAUCUAUUAAAUUACCAAUAUCCUGAGAUGAAUUACGAAAACGUAAGAAAUCUUUUCCCACUUAUAAAACCGUUUCAUACUGAAAGUGAUGUCUCACUUAGUAUUCCCGAUAAGUAUAAAUCGAUAAACGAAUAUCAAAAAAACAUUCAAAAUUUCUUUACAACAGCCACACCUAUAGUUACGACCAAUUGGGGUAAUUUGUUUAAAGAAAAUGAGUUAGGCUCAUAUAAAAAGCAUAUAAGAAAACCAAACUACUUUGAGGAUAAUACUGACGUUGUACAUAUACCCAAAAAGCAAACUUAUAAAUAUGAAAAUAAUUACGAUGGUAGCGCGUACGACUGGUCACAAUAUUAUAAUAAUUACAAACCCCAUGCAAACCUUUACAAAUAUACUGAUUGGGCUAAAGAUAUUAGCAACAAGUACAAAACCGAUGAAGAUCUGCUAGACUUACGAAACCAUGAUGUAACACGUCCUUCGCAUCCUCCGAGGUAUAGGCCAAUAGAUAAUGACGCUACAGAAGAUUUUGAUUACAAGAAACUUGUUGACAAGUGGAGAAAAAGUUAUUUGAAGUCAAAACAGAAAGAAGCUUUGCGAGAGUACGAAACCUACGCAUCUGAAGCUAAACCAAUUCAUGUGCCAAUUCAUAAGCCAUAUCCAAUAGAGGUUCCGCAUCCGGUAAUUGUCCCGGUUCUUCAACCUUAUCCGGUUCGCGUGCCGAUCCCCAAGCCGGUGCCAGUUCCUGUCGUCCGGGAACUGACAGUGCCCAUCGAGAAGAUAGUGCCGUACCCGGUCUUCAAAAAGGUCCCAUACCAGAUUGAGAAGCCAGUGGCUGUAUCUGUUGAAAAACAGGUUCAUGUGCCAGUGAUGAAACCUUAUCCAGUGAAAGUCCCUCAAGUAAGGCCACUGUUUCACCACACAAAAUCUCAUGAUGAACGAGACCCCGACUACGAUGAAGAUGAUGACUACCUGCCUCGUCCAGAGAACAGCAGAAGGAUACCGACUGUGAAGAAACCUAAGAUCCCAAGAAAACAACCUAGACGACCAUCUCGAAUGUCAUAUCAAGAUCGUGACCAAAGACGUCGACCUUCGCGACGACCGACACACGAUAGCUACAGAGAAACACCGAAGGAACAUAAACGUCCUCGACGUCCACAGGAACAUCGUCGACCAAGCAGACACCGCGAUGACGACGACGAAGAAUAUGAACCACGUGAUUAUUUAUACUGCAAACGUACAGGCAACUGUUGAACUUUUAAAAUCUAGAUCUCGCUAAAACUCGUGGCACAUUAUACAAAAACCGAGGGGUAUUGCCAAUAUCGCGCCCUCGCUCUCUCCUGGCAGCCAAAUAGGGUUGUAAAAGAAUAUCGUACGAUUGUAUUGAAACUUUUGCUUUAGAAAUAUUUCCUAUAUUUUACAGGAGCAUUAUUAUGUGAGAUUUUACUUCCUAAUGAGUAAAUUACGUCGUAUAUAAAUAGAUAUACUUCAGUAUUUUCUUAUUUAUACGCUUUUCAUGCCAAUUAAGAGAAUUUAUAAUUAUGUGUGAUUUUCUAGGUAGUAAGUUGGUAUACUGGCCCAAGCCCAUUAUGGUUGUCAUGAAAACAACAUUGUCACUAAAAUUAUCAACCAUUUUAACAACGAGUAGUUAUUAAAAAAAAAUGCUCAUUUGUUUAAGAAUCAAACGUUUCUAAAAUUUCAUACUCGUAAACAAAUUUGAUGUUUUAUAAUAUAGAUCUCACAUAAUAUGACCCGAAUUAUGGUAAUAAUGAAAUACAUCAUUUCAAAAAUCUAUUUCAAAGAUAUAAACCUCACUGAGGUAGUAUCAUUUAUGACAGAAAAAGCAUUGUUUAUUGCUACUUAAAAAUUAAAAUGGAAGGUUAUUGUAAUUUUUUAUUAGGUUUAUUAAACUUAAGUAAGCAUUGAGGAAAGGAAUUACUAUGUUUUAUUCACAAAUUACCUCGACAUUGGUUUUACGCAUGCAUCGGAAGUUGGAUUACCAUUGAAAUUGGUUUACAUUAUCGAUAAUUUAUUUAUGUUUGUUUUUCAUCGAUACGUUGCAAUCACUAUGUAAGAAUCGGUGUGUGCCAAAGCCUUAUGUAACUGUCUGUAAAUUUUAUUUGUAAUAAUUAAUAUACAUAUAUAUGUUAGGCUUAGAAUAAUUUUAUUGUUAAUAUAUUUAUUAUAAGUAUAAAUA
Molecule: messenger RNA, 2380 nt
Organism: Leptidea sinapis
Lineage: Eukaryota; Metazoa; Arthropoda; Insecta; Lepidoptera; Pieridae
Exons: 4
Coding region: 1-1437 (478 amino acids)
Source: RefSeq, a predicted model, not a curated record